This is a messenger RNA of Rhagoletis zephyria (snowberry fruit fly), 601 nucleotides long. RefSeq names its product G-protein coupled receptor Mth2-like. Gene Ontology annotation, biological process: G protein-coupled receptor signaling pathway. Gene Ontology annotation, molecular function: G protein-coupled peptide receptor activity. Gene Ontology annotation, cellular component: plasma membrane. NCBI's taxonomy places the organism in Eukaryota, Metazoa, Arthropoda, Insecta, Diptera, Tephritidae. The record is from RefSeq and is a predicted model, not a curated record.
UCCCACAUUUAAGUCGCCAUGUCGCAGCUCUACACCCAUUCACAAGUUCAUAGAUUUCCACUACUGGUCGCCUUGAUCUGCUCGACUAUAGCCCUUUGCAUUCCACCGCUCGCCAGCGCAUACCAUGAAGAGCUCCAUCAGCGCGAUGGCAUCCAUGUGCCCUGCACAUUCUUCGAUACAGUCAAUGUCACCGGCGAUCUGCGGUUCGCGAACGGAUCCUAUCUGUACGAUGGUGUAUUGAUCCCACCACAACUGGUCGGCUGGUAUGAUUACAUCUAUACGGACUUGGUGCGACGUGUGGAAGUCGAGCCACAUGCACGUGCGUGCAUCUGCAAGCUGAAGCCGUGCAUAAACAUCUGCUGUCCAUGGGGCGCCAGCUAUAGCACCAACGAGAGCGCCUGCGUUAACAACACGGACUACGAGUGGCCACAGCCGCUGCUGAAUUUGACGUUGCCAGAUGAGACGCUGAGAUCGGUCGACAUGUUCAAACAAUUUGCGGUGCAAAGUUUUCGCCCUUGCGAAUUCAUGUACUCACUGCAGCCAGAGUUGGGAUCCUUUGACGAUUGGAAACUGUUCGAGAAUGGUACGCUACUCCGUGUAG